GCGUUCAAAACACAACAACGUUGUACACCCGUAGUUGAUUUUAUACUUUACAAAUAAUUAAAGGUAAUUGUGAUUUGCAGAUUUCUUUUUCUAGAAAAUGUCAACAGAUUUAACAGACGUUCUUCGAGAGCGUAACAAAUAUUUGUUGGAGCAGCUCAGGGAGCAAAGAGAGAAACUCGAGCGGGUGAGCGGCUGCAGCUUGAGCCGCAAGAGGGGGAGAGAGGCCGAGGAAGAAGAGAAGGAGGAGAGGAGGCAAUCCGAAGUUAUGGUAACUCUAACGGAGGGACAUCGAGGUCCUGCAAGGGCAGCCCUGGCCAAACCUUCAGUCAGAUUUGCUGAUACUCAAAAGACUCACAAAGACUCCCCCUGGAAGUUCUCCAGUUCUUUAGGGACCCCCAAACACAGUUUACCUGCUGAACCUACAAUACUGUCAGGCAGCCACCAAAACUCUCAGGACUAUUCCACUCUAUCAGACCCCGGGUCACUGAGAAUGCAGUUUUCCCAAGUUAGGCCCAAUAAAGUUGAGACGGAGAUAAAAAGUCAAGUCAAGAUUUUUCAGCCAGAAGAAUCUGAAAGCAAACCUGCGUCAGACAGACGUCAUGUGCAGCCUUUGCUUGGAUAUGAUUGGAUAGCAGGGGUUCUGGAUACCGAGAACUCCUUGUUAGAACACUCUGAUGAGUUCUUCAAUGAUCUCUGCAUGUUUCGAUCGGCCAAUAAAGACGAGUGUGUUCACUCUGGGGCAGCAAAGUCUUUAGACAGAAGCCAUCUUUCCCGAACACUCCUGAUAGAUGACAGCGAAGAAGGAAACACAGACACUCAUCAGUGUACAUUCUCCUACCGGAUCAACAGCAGGUUGUUUCCUGUCCCAAUUCACUUUCAGGAAUGCUGCCCAGUGUGCAAAAGACACAAAUCUUCCUACCCUCACACUGCAGCUGAACCGGCUCUGAUCAGGGUUAGCCUUCCUCGUGCCAACAUCCUGCCAUCUUACAAGUACAAAGCUCAUCGUCGAAGCAGCUUCGAUCCUUCAGACAGUUUGGGAUUACCUUCACAUUGCCUCUCAGGAUGGUCUAAUAGAGGUCAGAACAUCCUGCCUCCGGCCAGAAGCCUUGACCUGCGGAGCAGCAUUAAGACGAAGAAUGCUAGUAGCCCCCUGAGCCAGCAACUGGAGAAAUUAUCUUCAUCUAGAGGAAGUGAAAACCUUGAGACCCCUGCUGUGUGUCGCUUGGCAAAUUUCAACUUUCAACAUUUCUCUCCAAAAAGAAACCCAAGAGCCUCUUUUUUCCCCGUGGGCUGAUGAGUCAUUUCUGGAUUUUCAAGGGAUCAAAAUCUGAGAAGCAAAACUGGCUACAUUUACAUUUCUAGUGCAACAUCGUCUGUCUCUGCCAGACGUCCUUCAUGUACUUUGUUUUUGUUCUUUUUCAAACAGGGCACUGAACUAAAGUGCAUCAGGUGUUGUAAAUGUACUGGAACAUAAGUUAGCUCUAAACUUUGAGACUUAAAUCA
Messenger RNA from Poeciliopsis prolifica (blackstripe livebearer), 1503 nucleotides. It is a transcript of the gene miip, whose product is annotated as migration and invasion inhibitory protein. Gene Ontology annotation, biological process: negative regulation of cell migration; negative regulation of G2/M transition of mitotic cell cycle. Bases 98 to 1294 code for a protein of 398 amino acids. Lineage: Eukaryota; Metazoa; Chordata; Actinopteri; Cyprinodontiformes; Poeciliidae. The transcript has 9 exons. The record is from RefSeq and is a predicted model, not a curated record.